UUCAAAAAAGAGAAAAAAACAGACAGCUGUACGACAUGUCGUAUGUAUUGAGAUAACCUUGUAUUAGCACGACCCAACGACGCAAAUAGUCAAAGCAUUUCCGCUGCAGCAGUCGAAUUGAGUUUUGCCGUUGGGCCCUAAGUCACCGACUCACCCUCACACAGUCGCAGGAAAAAUAAGAACAUGCCGUCUCUGCAAACCGCACUGCCUCCUGAGCUCGCGAAUAAUGUGAUCAGACUUUACCGCGAGUGUCUACGAAGAGCUAAAUAUGUUGGUCAUCGGCAACACAAUACGGAACUUGUGGUUGAUAUGGUGCGGCAGCAGUUCAAGAAACAUAUGCUUGAGACAGAUCCAGAGAAGAUUCAAAAGUUGAAGGAUGAUGCCGCAAGGGGACUUAUAAAUCAUAUACUAUUCGAGUCGGAGAGGCUGUCUGGUCGUAAAUUCAGCAGCUCUUGAUGUCAAGGUUUUCAGUUUUCUUUCUGAGGUUCCAGUUUGUUGUAUUGGGUGAAUUUUUGGCAGCAAAAUAAGUGAUACCGUCGAUGUAAGCUUUAAUGCUAUAUUGCCUUUUUAUGAAGUGUGAAUGCUUGGUUUCUUUGGAA
Molecule: messenger RNA, 599 nt
Organism: Prunus avium (sweet cherry)
Lineage: Eukaryota; Viridiplantae; Streptophyta; Magnoliopsida; Rosales; Rosaceae
Product: COMPLEX 1 LYR-like protein
Source: RefSeq, a predicted model, not a curated record